CUCAGCCCGAGUGCAACCGGAGGGAGGGUGUGGUCAGGGGAGUGUCUAACUUCGGUCCCUCGCUCCUUCCUAAGCUCAGCCACACUCUGUGGCCAGCCAUGUCCAAAGCCGAGGUGCCGAGCGACGGCUGCCUCUCCCCCGGAGCCCGAUCUCUGCUGGCUCCCUUCCUGUGUGUCAGCGUCCUGCAACUCGCUCUCAGCAUCGGUUUCAUCUGGUACUGCCAAUACCAGCAGGGGCUUCAGAAAGAUGUCAGAGAGACUUCGGAGGAAUUCUUGCACCUCCUCAGCCUGCUCUCCAGUUUUAACAGAAGUAUUCCCGAGCUAUCAGACAUGCGAAUCCAGAAGUGCUCCCCCCCUUGUCUGCUGCCACUGAAACAUCAGAAACAACCUGUUAACAAGGUGGAUCCUGGUGCAGCAGACAAAAAGCAACACAGGGGGUUGGCCCCCAAUCGCACGAGGAAGAAUAUGAGGAAGCUGACACCCUAUGCCCACCUCACCAUGAAGAAACCGAUCAAAGCUCCUUCUGACCUUGAGACCAGACUUCCAGGAUUGAAAGGGAAACUCAUCACAUCUUGGGAGGAGAGGGUCGGUGUGGCGCAUCUGAGGGAGUUGCGCUACAGCAAUGGGGCCUUGGAAAUCAAGCACCAAGGCCUAUAUUACAUUUAUUCCCAGAUUUUAUUCCGUUACCAUGCAGAUUAUCCGAUGAGCACAAGGGAAUAUCAGCUGGUUCAAUAUAUCUACAGGAAAAUGGCCAAUUAUCCAAAGCCAACUUUACUCCUGAGAGGUGCCAGCACCUGGUGCUCGGGGAACCACAACUUGUACUCAGUCUAUCAAGGAGGUGUGUUCGACCUGCGCAGCGGGGACAAACUCUUUGUGACUGUCUCAAACCUAACUCUGGUAGAUGCUGAUGAGGCAUCCAGUUACCUUGGAGCAUUCAAACUGGAUUAAAUGAAGUAUACCAUCUGCAUCAUUAAUGUUUUAAAUACUCUGUCUCCAAAUCUGAAAAGUGAACAAUCAACAUAGUCAUAGAGUCACAGAGAUGUACAGCACGGAAACAGACCCUUUGGUCCAAUCCGUCCAUGCCGACCAGAUA
Chiloscyllium plagiosum (whitespotted bambooshark) is the source of this 1092-nucleotide messenger RNA. RefSeq names its product TNF superfamily member 11 (gene tnfsf11). Gene Ontology annotation, cellular component: membrane. The record is from RefSeq and is a predicted model, not a curated record. Lineage: Eukaryota; Metazoa; Chordata; Chondrichthyes; Orectolobiformes; Hemiscylliidae. Gene Ontology annotation, biological process: immune response. Gene Ontology annotation, molecular function: tumor necrosis factor receptor binding.